GCAACAUGGCGACUUCCAGUAGAAGCAUCAUGUGAGGAUUUCUAGUAGCUGUUUCUACCGCAGUUUGUUCUGAAAGGGUGAUAUGAAUGGACUAAUUGGGUAUUAAUAUAAGAUUGGUGGCCAAAAUGUUGCGUUAUGCACUUUUGAGGGGUAUUUUCACGCGGAACUCCGGUGUUAAUGUUGUAAAAUGCGCUGCCGCGUCCUCAAAUGCGCUCAGAUCAGCUGUCUGUCCUUCCGAGCUGCAUCAAGGACCCUUCAGAUACAUUACAUUAACACCUUCGAGAUGGGCUGACGGCAACAAUACCAAGCCAAAUGCGUCGGAGCACGUGCACGAGGAAGAUACAAGCGUUGCGUUUGGUGAUUAUUCCAGAAAGUUCUCCUCCAGGCGAACCUUCCGCAAAACAUCCCCAGAGCAGCAGCUGGAUCUGAAAUACAGAGAUGAGGAUGAAGCUGAUGCGCAGCUGGUGGAAACGUUCAAGUCCAAAACGGGUCGGAAAAAUACACCGUACUGGUAUUUCCUUAAGUGCAAACGGCUCAUCAAAGAGGAUAAACUGGCUGAGGCAUUGGUUCUCUUUGAGACUGAUAUGCUCAAAGGUGAAAGGUUACAACCUGAGGAGUUCAAUUACACUGUGCUCAUCGGCGGAUGUGGACGCGUCGGCUAUCUAAAGAAAGCCUUCCAGCUCUACAAUAAUAUGAAGAAGCGAGGAAUCGAGCCAUCUGACGCUACAUACACCGCGCUGUUCAAUGCUUGUGCAGAGUCACCGUGGAAACAGGCAGGGCUGGAACAGGCAUUGAAUCUCAAGCAAGAGCUUCUCAGGAAAAACAUUCCUCUCAGAGCCAUUACCCAGCACGCCUUGCUCAAGACAGUUGCUAUUGCUGGAGAUCUGAAGUCAUGCUUUCAAAUUCUGCGGGAGAUGCUUCAAAAUGGACAACCCAUCACACAAGAGACAUUUCACUAUCUGCUCAUGAGCUGUGUGAAGGACAAGCAGCAUGGAUUCAGACUGGCUUUACAGGUGUGGCACCAAAUGAUUAGGAUUGGAAUAAAGCCAGACGCUCAGAAUUACAACAUACUUCUGCGGGUGGCAAGGGAUUGUGGGAUAGGUGAUACUGGUUUGGCUUUUGCAUUACUACUGAAGAGAACAGAUGAAGUGACCCCAAAACUCACAAGUGGAAGGAAAAGCCGUAGGACAAAAGUCAAGGAGGAGAUGUUGUGUCAGCACUUAGAUAUGGAUGCGUUUGAGAGUGAGCUCUUUGCAGACACCCACAUACAGGAGAACGAACAAGUCAAAGAGACUGAUUUCUGCCUUCCAAAUGCAAAAGAACAGUGCAAAAUAGACACGUCUCCAAAUGAGACUCAAAUGGUGUCUGUAUCACAAAGUGGCUCUCUGACAUGUCAAUCACAAAGCUCCCGUCUCCCAAACCUUCUGGACCCCAGCACUUGCCACUCAGGUGUAGUUGCCUUGGGACCUGUGAAGAGUGCUGCUGAUAGACUUGCUCUGAUUGGGAAUCUUGAAGGUUUUUUGGAGAAAAUGGUCAAAGACGGACUGGAGCCCAACAUCAAAACCGUCACACUAUUGGCUGAUGUCAUGGAACCCGACAGCCAAUCAGUGCAGAGUUUGAUUAAUGUUGCCAAAAAUAGCGGUGUCACACUGGACGAGAUGUUCUUUAACAUUAUAAUCAGAAGGGUGGCCAAAGCUGGAGACUUGGACGGGGCUAAGGCUGUAAAAGCCCUUAUGGUUAACAGAGGGCUGGUUGCAAAUGCACAGACAUUCUGUGGUAUUGCUCUGGCUUGCAGAAGACAAAAAGAUGCAGUGCAACUGCUUACGGAGAUGGAGUCUUGUGGACUUGUGCCGAACGCUCAUGUUUACAGUGCCCUGAUCAGCCAGGCAGUUAAGCGACUGGACUAUGCUUAUCUGCAAGAACUUCUUCAGCACAUGCACAAACUCCAAGUGCCGCCCAACGAUGUCAUCAUCAGACAGCUGGAGUUCGCAGCUCAGUAUCCUCCUUCCUAUGACAAGUUAAAAUCACGAAACACGUACAUGGACAAGAUUGACGGCUUCCGUGGGUUUUACAGACAAUGGCUGAAGUUUAUGCCUGGCCAGGAAACACCACACCCCUGGGAAAAAUACCGAUCCCCAAAACCAGAAACAGAACAAGAUGGACUCACUUCACAAAAUCAAAUUUCUAAAUAAAUUUGAUUGCUGUUUUUUUACUA
Messenger RNA from Puntigrus tetrazona (Sumatra barb), 2215 nucleotides. It is a transcript of the gene ptcd1, whose product is annotated as pentatricopeptide repeat domain 1. Gene Ontology annotation, molecular function: protein binding; tRNA binding. Gene Ontology annotation, biological process: tRNA 3'-end processing. Gene Ontology annotation, cellular component: mitochondrial matrix. NCBI's taxonomy places the organism in Eukaryota, Metazoa, Chordata, Actinopteri, Cypriniformes, Cyprinidae. Bases 126 to 2192 code for a protein of 688 amino acids. The record is from RefSeq and is a predicted model, not a curated record. The transcript is spliced from 8 exons.